UUACAAGAAGCCCCGUGUUCCGUUUCGCUGCCUCUCUGUCUGAAUUUUAUCCUUUCUCGUGUCCUUUCUUCCUCCUCUCUCUCUAGAAAAUUCUCAAUGAACAUACUGAACAGGUUCGGUUUAGGAUCAGGCGGGCAAACGAGUACGGAUCCGUCUCCGAUCGCUCAAGGACCCGACGACGACACUCCGGCGCCGGGAAACCACUUUGCCCAAUUCGCGGCCGGAUGCUUCUGGGGCGUGGAGCUGGCGUUUCAGAGGCUCCCGGGGGUGACUCAGACAGAGGUUGGAUACACACAAGGGAUCACCCACAAUCCUUCGUACGAGGACGUCUGUUCCGAAACCACGGGACACGCCGAGGUCGUCAGGGUUCAGUACGAUCCCAAAGACUGCACCUUUGAGUCUCUCCUUGACUUGUUCUGGUCCAGGCAUGAUCCCACCACCUUGAAUCGCCAGGGAAAUGAUGUGGGAACCCGAUACCGAUCUGGGAUCUACUUCUACACACCAGAGCAGGAGAAACUAGCGCGGGAGUCACUAGAACGUCACCAGCAGAAAAUGGAGAGGAAGAUCAUGACUGAGAUCUUGCCAGCUAAGAAAUUCUACAGAGCCGAGGAGCAGCAGCAGCAGUAUCUGUCCAAGGGUGGAAGGUACGGCAUGGGGCAGUCCUGUGCCAAAGGCUGCACCGACCCAAUCCGCUGCUACGGCUAAAAACCUGAGCUCCUCUGCUUCUGAGGAUGUUAUAAACUUUUGUGUAAAAGCUAUGUAACGCAUAAUUUACCGUUUGUUGAUGUUUCUCAAAUUGUUGGAUGAUAAGAGAAUCUUAUGGACGAAAUAAAAAUUCCAACGGAUAUAGCCAAUGUGCUAGUUGCAGGGCACUUGGUUUCUUAUUUGUCCA
Molecule: messenger RNA, 892 nt
Organism: Brassica napus (rape)
Lineage: Eukaryota; Viridiplantae; Streptophyta; Magnoliopsida; Brassicales; Brassicaceae
Product: peptide methionine sulfoxide reductase A3
Exons: 2
Coding region: 97-705 (202 amino acids)
Biological process (GO): cellular response to oxidative stress
Cellular component (GO): cytoplasm
Molecular function (GO): peptide-methionine (S)-S-oxide reductase activity
Source: RefSeq, a predicted model, not a curated record